Messenger RNA from Dissoconium aciculare CBS 342.82, 1503 nucleotides. RefSeq names its product TPR-like protein. The transcript has a single exon. The coding region runs from base 8 to 1171 and encodes 387 amino acids. NCBI's taxonomy places the organism in Eukaryota, Fungi, Ascomycota, Dothideomycetes, Mycosphaerellales, Dissoconiaceae. Gene Ontology annotation, biological process: protein import into peroxisome matrix, docking. The record is from RefSeq and is a predicted model, not a curated record. Gene Ontology annotation, molecular function: protein binding. Gene Ontology annotation, cellular component: peroxisomal membrane; cytosol.
CAGAGACAUGUUCGCCAAUGACGAGCUAGCGGACUCAUUAGGCGAUGAGUAUGACCAGUGGAAAGACUUUGACGGCCUCAACCACAACUUUGAUGGUCUAGGAGCUGAACUGGACAAUGCGCCCAAUUUGGGCACGUAUAUGUUCGAGGAGAACAAUAUCUUCAUGGAUGUUCCCAAUGCGUUUGAGGAAGGUCAGAAGAUUAUGCGAGAGGGUGGAAACCUCAGUCUCGCUGCGCUGGCUUUUGAGGCUGCUGUGCAAAAGGACAAAGAUUUUGUUGAGGCCUGGGUCGCCCUUGGACAAGCACAAGCUCAGAAUGAAAAGGAAUCGCCAGCAAUCCGCGCUCUCGAACGGGCGUUGGAUAUCGAUCCCAACAGUCUCGAAGCUCUCAUGGGUCUCGCAGUUUCAUACACUAACGAAGGAUACGACACGCUCGCCUAUCGCACCCUCGAACGCUGGGUCGGCGUUAAGUAUCCCCAACUCGGCGUGCCUGCCCGUGGUACAGAAGCAGGCCCUGACCCGGAAGAAAUGGGCUUCACCGACCGACAUCAACUUCACGAAAAGGUCACCAACUACUUCCUUCGCGCAGCCCAACUCAAUCCCUCCGGCGGCGCCGUCGACGUCGAUGUCCAAGUCGGACUCGGUGUCCUCUUCUACGGCAGCGAGGACUACGACAAAGCUGUCGACUGCUUCACCGCCGCGCUCAACAGCCACGCUCACGGCGCUAUGAAGCGCGAAGGCGAGGAGCACCUCCUGUGGAACCGUCUCGGCGCCACUCUCGCCAAUUCCGCUCGCUCGGAAGAGGCCAUCGAGGCGUACUCGCGCGCUCUCGAGCUCCGACCCAACUUCGUCCGCGCCCGUUACAACCUCGGCGUGUCAUGCAUCAACCUUGGCGUUCUCGACCAGGCCGCCGCGCACCUGCUGGGCGCGCUGUCCAUGCACAAAGUAUUGGAGCAGGAAGGCCGGGCAAAGGCGGCGGAAUUGCUGGGCGGAGGGCCCACUGGUGAAGGCGCGGACGCCCGCGCAGUGGAGCACCUGCUACAGGCGAACCAGAGCACGAAUCUGUACGAUACCCUGCGGAGAGUGUUCACCAACAUGGACAGGCGGGAUCUUUCGACCAUGGUCGGACCGGACAUGGACCUCGAUGCGAUGAGGAAGGAGUUUGACUUUUAAAAGCAUCUGUACCUAGACAGAUGUGUGGGAAUGAUCAGGACGUCUAUUGAGAGCGAAAAAUCGACGGAAUAGUGCGGAAAAUAUGUUUCAACAGAAAACAGGGUUACGGGGCAGUUGUCGACAGUGGGUAUUGGAGGGCGCAGUACAAUGGGCGGGCAUGGUAGAGAGGGAGGCAUUUCUGGCGCGUAUGUCGCUGCUGUAGACCAUCUCCAUGUCCUGGUUAGGGAUGUUUGUUCUUGGAAAAUCGUAGACAAGGAAAGAAUUUUAUUUCCCAUCUUGCCGUGGGUCCUCCAUUCUUCCUGCAAUGUCGAAUUGAAACUGCUGCAUAUUGG